Molecule: messenger RNA, 1679 nt
Organism: Sipha flava (yellow sugarcane aphid)
Lineage: Eukaryota; Metazoa; Arthropoda; Insecta; Hemiptera; Aphididae
Exons: 8
Coding region: 447-1679 (410 amino acids)
Source: RefSeq, a predicted model, not a curated record
AGGAGAGGUGGAUUUAUAUGGACGUCCUAAAAUAGCCGUAGUUACAGACGGAGCUUAGAGUAAAAGGUCUUAUAAAAGAAAUUACAAUGCGUCAUCGGGAAUGGCUUGUAUAGUUGGUCAGAGAGCCAAAAAAAUUUUAUUCGUAGGUAUAAGAAACAAAUAUUGUUGUAUUUGUCAUCGGUUUUCAAAAUUAGAUUUAGAAAGUAAAGACCAUUUCUGCUUUAAAAAUUGGAAUUCACCUUCAGCUGCAAUGGAAGCAGACAUUAUAGUAAAUGGUUUUAAAAAUAGUUUAGACAUGCAUAUUAAAUUAUGGAAUCGGAUGAUUGGUGAUGGCGAUAGCAAUGUCAUGAAACGUUUACGUUUGGCGAAACCUUAUGGUCCUGACGUCAUUAUUAAAAAAACAGAAUGUUCCAACCAUAUUUUGAAGAAUUAUACUAAUAAACUUCAUGAGCUUUCAAAAAAAAAAAAAAAGUAGUAAAGGUGAAAAUGUACCGGGAUGUAUGCGUAGUUUAUUGGUCAGUUGUACUUGCCGACUUCGCGCGGCAAUUAUAAAAGCUAUAAAGUACAGAAAACAACAAAACAAUAUUUCCUACGAAGAUUCUAUUAAAAUGUUGAAGAAAGUCAUUGUAAAUAGCCCUAAUCAUAUAUUCGGCGAUCAUGAGAAUUGCAGUAAUUACUUUUGCAAAAGAAAAAAUUUAGGAGAAGAAAAACAUGUGAUUGAUAUGAAACGAGUAGGCCUAUGGGAUGAUAUAGGUUCAAUAAGAAGCAUUUUAACAUAUCAUACAGAAAGUCUGAUAUUUAAUUUAAAUAACAAUGCAGCAGAAAAUUAUAACUCUAUUUUGGCCAAAUUUGUUGGGGGUAAAAGGGUAAAUUUGUGUCUUCGAGGUUCAUAUGAAUUACGAUGUAAUGCUGCAGUUACUGCAUAUAAUGCAGGAGCAAAUCGUUUAUCGUUAUUCCACAAACAAGUCGUCAAAAAGAAUCCUGGUGUAUUUACAAAAAGGUACAUAAAAAGAAGUCAGCAAUUAUGGGAUUCAAGACGGAGACGCCAAUUAUUUGCUACACCAGUUCAACGUUUAAAAUCAAAAAAACUUGCUGGUCCCAAUGAGAACUAUGGUGCUGUUGAACCUGACUUCGUUUCACAUCCAGAUUUAUUGACAUCGGAAUUAAAUAACAGAACAAAUUUGUAUCUAAAUAGCCUGAAGCUUACAAAAGAAGACAUCAUUUCCUUAGAAAAGAUUACCAAAAGGCAACACGAGUGUGAAGAUUGGCAUAGAGAACGUAAAAAAAGAUUAACAGCAUCAGUUUUUGAUAAAAUUUGUAAACUAAGGAAAACCACUUCACGAACCAAAACUAUAGAAACGAUAUUGUACGGAAAAUUUCAAGGAAAUCUAUCAACUAAAUAUGGAGUUGAACAUGAAGAUGUGGCAAAAGAACAGUUGACAAAUAUAUUAAGUGUCAGUAUUGAACCAUCCGGAUUGAUGAUAGAUAUUGAAAAAUUCUACUUAGCUGCCUCCCCAGAUGGACUGAUCGGAGAUGAUGGAUUAGUAGAAAUAAAAUGUCCUUCUAGUGCCAAAAAUGUGUCUCCAAAAGAACAAAAGAAAAAUUCUCCAUAUGUGGCUUUUUGGCCAUAUGAACGUAUGUGUGCGGAUACGAUUAAGCUGCGGUAUCCCAUAGCGUAG